GGCAACAGGAAGGCAGUCAUGGAGUUUAGGCUGUAAGUCAUGUGGCUUAAACAACUUUUCCUUGCUUCUUGGCUGCUCCUAUUAAUAGCAGCCACCGACGGUCGCCGUAAUCGUCAUCGUAUAUACCCAAGUGGUAUUUCGAAUGGCCGUCUGCACAACAGAUACAUCACAGCAUCCAGUCAAUGGGACAAAAACCACGCCCCAUGGCUUGCUCGUCUGAAUCGCAAACGACGUGGACGUCUAGUUGGAGGGUGGUCAGCUCGUAGAAAUAACAGGGGUCAAUGGAUUCAGUUCAACUUUAGAUCGCCGAAGAAUAUUUACAAGGUUGUAACUCAAGGAAGAAGCGAUGCGAACCAGUGGGUGACCAGCUUUACCAUCCGUUACAGUGUAAAUGGAAGACGAUGGUUGUGGUAUAGAAGGAAAAGCGUACCUAAGGUCUUUCCAGGAAAUCGCAACCGAAACUCACUGAGAUGGAAUAGAUUUCGCCCAUUAAUUACAGCUAAAUAUGUUCGAAUCUAUCCAAGAACCUGGCAUGGACACAUUUCUCUGAGAGCGGAGUUCUAUGUCAGUAGAGCAUCUCGUUAUAAGUUGCCAAUGGGUCUGGAGAACAAAAAAAUUCCUUCUUGGGCAAUAAGAGCUUCAUCGCAAUGGGACCGCAACCAUGGCCCAUCACGUGCUCGACUCAACACGGUUCGACGUGGAAGGAAGACAGGAGCAUGGUCUGCUAGAAAGAAUAAUAGACGACAAUGGAUCCAAGUGAACUUUGGAAAGCCAACCAUCAUCAGUAAGAUUCUUACUCAAGGUCGUCAAGAUGCGAACCAGUGGGUCAAGUCAUACACUGUAUCGUACAGCAACAAUGGAAGGCACUUUAGGCCUUACAGAGUUAGGGGGCGAGUGAGAACAUUCCGGGCAAACAGAAACAGAAAUUCCAUUGUUGUACGUUGCUUGAGGCCGUACAUUCGAGCACGUUUUAUUAGAAUCCAUCCUCAAACUUGGCAUUCACACAUCUCUAUGAGAAUUGAUUUCAGGGGGAUGCAUAAAGGAGUGGCUUUACCCAAACUCCGUGCCCUUGGAAUGCAGAGCGGUCGCAUCCGUAACAACCAGAUUCGUGCAUCCUCAAGCUGGGACCGUAACCACGGUCCCUUCUUGGCCAGACUAAACAGACGUGCACGAGGAAGAUAUCAAGGUGGAUGGUCAUCAAGACAUAACAACCGUAACCAGUACAUACAGGUGAAUUUCCGACGUCUCAAAAAAAUUAUUGCCAUUGCAACACAAGGUCGCCAGAACGCUAACCAGUGGGUUACAAGUUACUACAUAACCUACAGUUUGAAUAGAAUACGCUAUAUACCGUUCACAUAUCGAGGUAGACGUAAGAAAUUCCGUGGAAACAGGAAUCGAAAUGGAAUAGUUCGACACAUGCUGAGACCAAGCAUCAAAGCAAGAAGCAUCCGUAUUCACCCAAUCAGCUGGAGAAGCCAUAUUUCAAUGAGAUUUGAGCUGUAUGGUCGCAACGCUGCAUCUAGAUCUCCGGCUCUUGGAGUUCAAGACGGACGUAUUCCUGACUCAGCUUUAAGUGCUUCAUCCAUGUGGGACCAUAAACACAGACCAGCAAAUGCCAGACUCAACUUAUAUCGUCGAGGACAGGCUGGUGCAUGGUGUUCAAGACACAACAGAUAUGGCCAGUGGCUGCAAAUUGAUAUUGGAAGCCUUGCCCUCGUGACUGGUAUUGCUACACAGGGACGACAAGACUAUAGUCAAUGGGUGACAAGAUACCGACUGAGGUACAGCAGAAACGGACGAAGAUUCCCGUUCUAUGGAGCUGGCAGAAGAAUCUAUAGUUUACGUGGCAACAAAGACAGGACUUCCGUCGUCUACCACCGUCUACGACCAUUCUCUGCUCGAUAUGUCCGUAUCUACCCACAAAAAUGGCAUGGUCAUAUGUCUAUGAGAGUUGAACUUUAUGGUCGCCGAUACACUCGAGUACCUCGCGGAAAAGCACUUGGUAUCUCCAACCGUCGCCUACCGAACAGAUACAUCACUGCAUCAAGUCAGUGGAACAGAUACCACGCCUCAUGGCUCGCUCGUCUUCACCAGAAGCGAAGAGGCAGGUACAUGGGUGGAUGGUCUGCCAAGAGAAACAGACGUGGAGAAUGGAUUCAGUUUGAUUUGAGAAGGUUCAAAAAGAUCUACAAGAUUGCCACCCAAGGUCGUAGCCACCACAACCAGUUCGUAAAGAGCUACAUUGUUAAGUACAGUUUGGACGGACGACGCUGGAUGUCCUACAAAGUGAACAGUGUAGUUAAGAUUCUUCCUGGAAACAGAGAUCGAAACACAGUUAAACAAAACUUGUUUAACCCUCCCAUCAUCGCACGCUUUGUUCGUAUCUACCCAUGGACUUGGCAUGCUCAUAUGUCUCUCAGGGCUGAACUUUAUGGUGUCAACCAAGGAAGGAACAGAAUCCCACUAGGUUUGGAAGAUCGCACGAUUCCCAACUACGCCAUCAGAGCCUCCUCACAGUGGGAUGGUAACCAUGCACCAUAUCUUGCUCGUCUUAACAACAUCAGACGCGGAAGGAAGGUUGGUGGAUGGUCUUCCAGAAGGAACCACCGAGGUCAAUGGAUUCAGGUCGAUUUAAGAAGACAUACAGCCGUCACAGGGAUUCGUACUCAAGGUCGUCAAGAUGCGAACCAGUGGGUCAAGACAUACACUGUGACUUACAGCAACAAUGGAAGACGCUUCAUAACAUACAAAGUCCGUGGACGAGCCAGGGUUUUCGUUGCAAAUCGCGACCGAAACACUGUCAUAAGUCGUCGUCUGAAACCAGCAAUACGAGCACGUUACGUCAGAAUCUACCCAAGAACAUGGCAGGGUCACAUGUCACUGAGAAUGGAAUUACUUGGAAGGCGAAGAUUUGGACCAAUAAGACCUCCACGUCGAUUACGGGCCCUUGGAAUGCAGAGUGGUUACAUCCGUAACAACCAAAUUCGUGCAUCCUCAAACUGGGACCGUAACCACGGUGCCUUCUUGGCCAGACUACACAGACGUGCACGAGGAAGAUACCAAGGUGGUUGGUCAGCAAGACAUAAUAACCGUAACCAGUACAUACAGGUGAAUUUCCGUCGCCCUAAACUAGUUACCGCAGUUGCUACACAAGGUCGCCAGAACGCCAACCAAUGGGUCACUCGCUACUACAUCACUUAUAGCCUGGAUAAAAGACACUUUCUAUCUUUCAAAAAACGUGGUCGUACAAAGAUAUUCAAUGCCAACCGUAAUCGUAACACAGUGGUUCUCAGAAGACUACGACCAGCCAUCAGAGCUCUGAGUGUUCGUAUCCACCCCGUCAGCUGGAAAUCACACAUUUCCAUGAGGCUGGAACUGUACGGAAGGAAUGCAGGUGCACGUCGCUUGCCUCUUGGUGUUGAAGACCGUCGUAUUCCAGACCGUGCUUUCAGCUCAUCAUCAAGUUGGGACAAAAACCACAAACCAGCAAAUGCCAGGCUCAACUUAUAUCGACGAGGACAAGCAGGAGCGUGGUGUGCAAGACACAACAGGCAUGGACAGUGGCUUCAAGUAGAUAUUGGACGUCUUGCCCGAGUUACCGGUAUUGCUACCCAAGGACGACACGACUAUAAUCAAUGGGUGAAAAGCUUCUACGUGAAAUAUAGUACGAAUGGAAGACGAUUUAUACCCUAUAAAUAUGGCAGAAGAUUAGUGACAUUUCGAGCUAAUCGUAACAGGAAUUCCAUAGUAUACAACCGAUUUGCUCGUCCUCUGAAAGCACGUUUUGUACGUGUUUACCCAAGAACCUGGCAUGGACACAUUUCUAUGAGGCUCGAACUGUAUGGACGACGAUAUGCUGGCCGUCCUCGUCCUCGUUUAUACCCAAGUGGUAUUUCCAAUGGCCGUCUGCACAACAGAUACAUCACAGCAUCCAGCCAAUGGGACAGAAACCACGCCCCAUGGCUUGCUCGUCUGCAUCGUAAACGACGUGGACGUCUAGUUGGUGGAUGGUCAGCUCGUAAAAAUAACAGGGGUCAAUGGAUUCAGUUUAACUUGAGAUCACCAAAGAAUAUCUUCAAGAUUGUAACUCAAGGACGAAGUGACACGAACCAGUGGGUGACAAGCUUUAUCAUCCGUUACAAUGUAGAUGGAAGACGAUGGGUGUGGUACAAAAGGAAUAGUGUAACUAAGGUUUUACCAGGAAACCGUGAUAGAAGUUCACUGAAAGAAAAUUACUUCAAACCAACGAUCACAGCUCAGUAUGUACGAAUCUACCCAAGAACAUGGCAAGGACACAUCUCCCUCAGGACUGAGCUCUACGGUAGACGAGCAUCACUUUAUGAAAUACCGAUUGGCGUGGAAGAUGGAAAGAUACCAUCCAGAAACUUCAGAGCUUCAUCGCAAUGGAACCGCAACCAUGGUCCAUCACGUGCUCGACUCAACACUGUUCGACGUGGAAGGAAGACAGGAGCAUGGUCUGCUAGAAAGAAUAAUAGACGACAAUGGAUCCAAGUUGACUUUGGGAGAGCAACCAUCAUCAGUAAGAUUCUUACCCAGGGUCGUCAAGAUGCGAACCAGUGGGUCAAGUCAUACACUGUAACGUACAGCAACAAUGGAAGACACUUUAAGCCUUACAAGUUAAGAGGAAGAGUGAGGGUGUUGCUUGGUAACACGGACAGAAGCACUGUUGUUACUCGUAGCUUAAGGCCUUACAUUAGAGCUCGUUAUAUCAGAAUCCAUCCACGAACGUGGCACUCACACAUCUCUAUGAGAAUAGGACUCAGAGGAAGACGAUUAGGAAGAUUACCAAAACCUCGCCUCCGUGCCCUUGGAAUGCAGAACGGUCGCAUCCGUAACAACCAGAUUCGUGCAUCCUCAAGCUGGGACCGUAACCACGGUCCCUUCUUGGCCAGACUAAACAGACGUGCACGAGGAAGAUACCAAGGUGGUUGGUCAGCAAGACAUAAUAACCGAAAGCAGUACAUACAGGUCAAUUUCCGUCGUCCUAAAAAAGUUACAGCCAUUGCAACGCAAGGUCGUCAGAACGCCAACCAGUGGGUUACAAGUUACUACAUAACCUACAGCUUGGAUAAUGUACACUUUAUACGACACAGAUCACGUGGUCGAUAUACGGUAUUCCGCGGAAACAGAAACCGCAAUAGCAUAGUUCGACACGUUCUAAGACCAAGCAUCAAAGCAAGAAGCAUUCGUAUUCACCCAAUCAGCUGGAGAGGCCAUAUUUCCAUGAGACUUGAGCUGUAUGGUCGCAACGCUGGAAACAGAGCCCUUGGAGUUCAAGAUGGCCGUAUUCCCGACUCAGCAUUCAGCGCCUCGUCCAUGUGGGACCGCAAACACAGACCAGCAAAUGCCAGACUCAACUUAUAUCGAAAGGGACAAGCUGGUGCAUGGUGUUCAAGACACAACAGAUAUGGCCAGUGGCUGCAAAUUGAUAUUGGAAGCCUUGCCCUCGUGACUGGUAUUGCUACCCAGGGACGACAAGACCAUAGUCAAUGGGUGACAAGAUACCGACUGAGGUACAGCAGAGACGGACGACGUUUCCCGUUUUAUAGAGCUGGAAGAAGGAUUUAUAGUUUACGUGGCAACAAAGACAGGACUUCCGUGGUUUUCCACCGUCUACGACCAUUCUCUGCUCGAUAUGUCCGCAUCUACCCACAAUCCUGGCACCGUCAUAUGUCUAUGAGAGUAGAACUGUAUGGUCGCCGAUACACUCCUACUCGAGUACCAGCUGCAUGUGGUAUUUCCAACAAGCGUCUGCCCAACAGAUACAUCACAGCAUCAAGUCAAUGGAACAGAUACCACGCCCCAUGGCUCGCUCGUCUGCACCUGAAGCGAAGAGGAAGGUACAUGGGUGGAUGGUCUGCCAAGAGAAACAGACGUGGAGAAUGGAUUCAGUUUGACUUGAGAAGGUUUAAAAAGAUCUACAAGAUUGCUACCCAAGGUCGUAGCCACUACAACCAGUUUGUAAAGAGUUACAUUGUUAAGUACAGUGUAGACGGUCGACGCUGGGUGCCCUACAAAGUGAACAGUGUGGUUAAGGUUCUUCCUGGAAACAGAGAUCGAAACACAGUGAAAGUGAACUUAUUUAACCCUCCAAUCAUUGCUCGCUUUGUGCGUAUCUAUCCAUGGACUUGGCAUGCACAUGUGUCGCUGAGGGCUGAGCUGUAUGGCUUCAAUCAACGAUACAAUAAACUUCCUCUUGGUCUGGAAGACGGCAAGAUCCCUAACUAUGCCAUCAGAGCCUCCUCACAGUGGGAUGGUAACCAUGCACCAUAUCUUGCUCGUCUUAACAACAUUAGACGCGGAAGGAAAGUUGGUGGAUGGUCUUCCAGAAGGAACAGCCGAGGACAAUGGAUCCAGGUUGCUUUAGGAUCAUACACAACCAUCACAGGCAUUCGCACUCAAGGUCGUCAAGAUGCAAACCAGUGGGUCAAGACAUACACUGUGGCUUACAGCAACAAUGGAAGGAACUUCAGAACAUACAAAGUCCGUGGACGCGCCAGGAUCUUUUUAGCAAAUAGCAAUCGAAACACUGUUGUAACUCGUUAUUUGAGACCUGCAAUUCGAGCACGUUACGUCAGAAUCUAUCCAAGAACCUGGCAGGGUCAUAUGUCAUUGAGAAUGGAAUUACUUGGAAGACGAAAACAAGGUCCAAUAAAGCCUCCAAGACGAGCAAAAGCACUUGGAAUGCAGAGCGGUCGUAUCCGUAACAACCAGAUCCGUGCAUCCUCAAACUGGAACCGUUACCACGGUGCCUUCUUGGCCAGACUAAACAGACGUGCACGAGGAAGAUAUCAAGGUGGUUGGUCAGCAAGACACAAUAACCGUAACCAGUAUAUACAGGUAAAAUUCCGUCGCGCCAAAAAAAUUACGGCAGUUGCAACACAAGGUCGCCAGAACGCCAACCAAUGGGUUACAAGAUACUACAUAUCCUAUAGUUUGGAUAACAUACGCUACGUGCCGUAUCAAGCAGGUGGUCGUAAAAAGAUAUUUGCUGCCAACCGUAAUCGUAACUCAGUGGUUCUCAGAAGACUACGACCAGCCAUCAGAGCUCUGAGUGUUCGCAUCCACCCCGUCAGCUGGAAAUCACAUAUUUCCAUGAGGCUGGAACUGUACGGAAGAAAUGCAGCUUUAAAUCGCUUGCCCCUUGGUGUUGAAGAUCGUCGUAUUCCAGACCGUGCUUUCAGUGCCUCGUCCAUCUGGGACCACAAUCACAGAGCAUCAAACGCAAGACUCAACACCGUUCGACGAGGACGUAGAACAGGAGCGUGGUCUGCUAGACACAAUCGACGUAGACAGUGGCUUCAGGUUGAUAUUGGAAGUCUUGCCCGAGUUACCGGUAUUGCUACCCAAGGACGACAAGACGCAAAUCAAUGGGUGAGAAGCUUCUACGUAACGUAUAGUACAAAUGGAAGGCGAUUUGUACCCUACAGGCAUGGAAGGCGAACAGUGACAUUCCGAGGAAAUAGUAACAGAAAUACCAUAGUAUACAACAGAUUUGUUCGUCCUCUGAGAGCACGUUUUGUACGUGUUUACCCAAGAAGCUGGCAGGGACACAUUUCUAUGAGGUUGGAACUGUAUGGACGAAGAUACGCUCGCCGUCCUCGUGUAUUCCCAAGUGGUAUUUCCAAUGGCCGUCUGCCCAACAGAUACAUCACAGCGUCCAGUCAAUGGGACAAAAACCACGCGCCAUGGCUUGCUCGUCUGAAUCGCAAACGACGUGGACGUCUAGUUGGAGGAUGGUCAGCUCGUAAAAAUAACAGGGGUCAAUGGAUUCAGUUUAACUUGAGAGCACCAAAGAGGAUUUACAAGAUUGUAACUCAAGGAAGAAGCGACACGAACCAGUGGGUGAAAAGCUUUAUCAUCCGUUACAGUGUAGAUGGAAGACGAUGGGUGUGGUACAAAAGGAAUAGUGUAACUAAGGUGUUUCCUGGAAACCGCGACAGAAAUUCCUUGAGAGAAAACAAUUUUGGUACACCAAUCACAGCUCAGUAUAUCCGCAUUUACCCAAGAACAUGGCACGCACACGUAUCUCUCAGGGCGGAGCUCUAUGUUAGACAUGCAUCUCGAUAUGAGUUGCCCAUGGGUGUCGAAGACGGAUUGAUUCCUUCCAGAAACUUCAGAGCUUCGUCGCAAUGGGACCGCAACCAUGGACCAUCACGCGCUCGACUCAACACUGUUCGACGUGGAAGGAAGACAGGAGCAUGGUCUGCUAGAAAGAAUAAUAGACGACAAUGGAUCCAAGUCGACUUUGGAAGAGCAACCAUCGUCAGUAAGAUUCUUACUCAAGGUCGUCAAGAUGCGAACCAGUGGGUCAAGUCAUACACUGUAUCGUACAGCAACAAUGGAAGACGCUUCAGAUCCUAUAGAGUAAGAAGAAGAGUGAGGGUUUUCUUAGCCAACUCAGAUAGAAACACUGUUGUUAUUCGUCGCUUGAAACCAUACAUUCGCACUCGAUUUAUCCGAAUCCAUCCUCGAACCUGGCAAUCUCACAUUUCUAUGAGAAUUGCAUUCAGGGGUAAACGUUUAGGAAUAAGGAAACUCCGACUCCGUGCACUGGGAAUGCAGAGCGGUCGCAUCCGUAACAACCAGAUUCGUGCAUCCUCAAACUGGAACCGUUACCACGGUGCCUUCCUGGCCAGACUCAACAGACGUGCACGAGGCAGAUACCAAGGUGGUUGGUCAGCAAGAUACAACAACCGUAAACAGUAUAUUCAAGUUAGUUUCCGUCGUGUUAAAAAAGUAACCGCAGUUGCGACGCAAGGCCGCCAGAACGCCAACCAAUGGGUCACGCGUUACUACAUCACCUACAGCUUGGACAAACUUCACUAUAGACCAUACGUUGUAAACGGUCGAAGAAAGAUAUUCCGGGGUAACAAAAACCGCAACACAAUAGUUCGACACGUUCUGAAACCAAACAUCAUUGCAAGAAGUAUUCGUAUUCACCCAGUCAGCUGGAGAGGUCAUAUUUCCAUGAGACUUGAGCUGUAUGGUCGCAAUACUGCAACCAAAUCUUUACCUCUUGGAGUCGAAGAUGGCCGUAUUCCUGACUCAGCAUUCAGCGCCUCAUCCAUGUGGGACCGCAAGCACAGACCAGCAAAUGCUAGACUCAACUUAUAUCGAAGGGGACAAGCAGGGGCAUGGUGUUCAAGGCACAACAGAUAUGGCCAGUGGUUACAAAUUGAUAUUGGAAGCCUGGCUCUUGUGACUGGUAUUGCUACCCAGGGAAGACACGACUAUAAUCAAUGGGUGAGAAAAUACCGACUGAGGUACAGCAGAGACGGACGAAGAUUCCCGUUCUACGGAGCCGGCAGAAGUAUCUAUAGCUUCCGUGGUAAUAAGAACAGGAACUCUGUCGUAUUCCAACGUUUACGAAGACCCAUCUCUGCUCGAUAUGUCCGUAUCUACCCACAAUCCUGGCAUGGUCAUAUGUCUAUGAGAGUUGAACUUUAUGGUCGAAGAUACGCUAAAAAACGUCUACCUGUCUCGUGUGGUAUUUCCAACAAGCGACUACCCAACAGAUACAUCACAGCUUCAAGUCAAUGGAACAAAUACCACGCCCCAUGGCUCGCUCGUCUACACCUGAAGCGAAGAGGCAGGUACAUGGGUGGAUGGUCUGCCAAGAGAAACAGACGUGGAGAAUGGAUUCAGUUUGACUUGAGAAGGUUUAAAAAGAUCUACAAGAUCGUCACCCAAGGUCGAAGCCACGCCAACCAGUUUGUAAAGAGUUACAUUGUUAAGUACAGUUUGGACGGACGACGCUGGGUGCCCUACAAAGUGAACAGUGUGGUUAAGGUUCUUCCUGGAAAUAGGCAUCACAAGUCAGUGAAAGAGAACUUGUUUAACCCUCCCAUCAUCGCACGCUUUGUUCGUAUCUACCCAUGGACUUGGCAUGCACAUAUGUCGCUGAGGGCUGAGUUGUAUGGCUUCAACCAAAGAAAAAACAACGUUCCUAUUGGUCUGGAAGAUGGCAAGAUUCCCAACUUUGCCAUCAGAGCCUCCUCACAGUGGGAUGGUAACCAUGCACCAUAUCUUGCUCGUCUUAACAACAUUAGACGAGGAAGGAAGGUUGGUGGAUGGUCUUCCAAAAAGAACCAACGAGGACAAUGGAUUCAGGUUGCUUUAGGAUCAUACACAACCAUCACAGGCAUUCGUACUCAAGGUCGUCAAGAUGCCAACCAGUGGGUCAAAACAUACACUGUAGCUUACAGCAACAAUGGAAAGCGCUUUAAAACAUACAGAGUUCGUAGACGUGUUAGGGUGUUCCAGGCAAAUAGUGAUCGAAACACCGUCGUAACUCGUCGACUAAGACCAGCAAUUCGAGCUCGUUACGUCAGAAUCUAUCCAAGAACCUGGCAGGGUCACAUGUCACUGAGAAUGGAAGUACUUGGAAAACGAAAACAGAGACCAAUAAAACCUCCAAGACGAGCAAAAGCACUCGGAAUGCAGAGCGGUCGUAUCCGUAACAACCAGAUCCGUGCAUYCUCAAACUGGGACCGUAACCACGGUGCCUUCUUGGSCAGACUAAACAGACGUGCACGAGGAAGAUAUCAAGGUGGUUGGUCAGCAAGACACAAUAACCGUAACCAGUACAUACAGGUGACUUUCCGUCGUCCUAAAAAAGUUACAGCUGUUGCAACACAAGGUCGCCAGAACGCCAACCAGUGGGUUACAAGUUAUUACAUAAGCUUCAGUUUGGACAAAGUUCACUUCACACCAUUUGUAUCACAAGGUCGAGUUAAGAUAUUCAGCGCAAAUCGCAAUCGUAACACAGUGGUACGUCGACAAAUCCGACCCGCUAUCAGAGCAUUGAGUGUUCGUAUCCAUCCCGUCAGCUGGAAGUCACAUAUUUCCAUGAGACUGGAACUUUAUGGAAGAAAUGCAGCUAAGAAUCGUUUGUCUCUUGGCGUCGAAGACCGUCGUAUUCCAGAACGCGCUUUCAGUUCAUCUUCAAACUGGGACAACAACCACAGAGCAUCAAACGCAAGACUCAACACCGUUCGACGAGGACGUAGAACAGGAGCGUGGUCUGCUAGACACAACCGACGUGGACAGUGGCUUCAAGUUGAUAUUGGAAGUCUUGCCCGAGUUACCGGUAUUGCUACCCAAGGACGACAAGACGCAAAUCAAUGGGUCACAAGCUUUUACGUGACGUAUAGUACAAAUGGCAGACGAUUUAUACCCUACAGGCAUGGAAGACGAACAGUGAUAUUCCGAGGAAAUCGUAAUAGAAAUUCCAUAGUUUUCAACCGAUUUGUUCGUCCUCUGAGAGCAAAAUUUGUACGAGUUUACCCAAGAAGCUGGCAUGGACACAUUUCUAUGAGGUUGGAACUGUAUGGACGAAGAUACGCUCGCCGUCCUCGUAUAUUCCCAAGUGGUAUUUCAAAUGGCCGUCUACCCAACAAAUACAUCACAGCAUCCAGUCAAUGGGACAAAAACCACGCCCCAUGGCUUGCUCGUCUGAAUCGUAAACGACGUGGACGUCUAGUUGGAGGAUGGUCAGCUCGUAAAAAUAAUAGAAGACAAUGGAUUCAGUUUAACUUGAGAACGCCAAAGAGAAUCUACAAGAUUGUGACUCAAGGACGUAGCGAUGCGAACCAGUGGGUUAAAAGCUUUACCAUUCUUUACAGUCAAGAUGGAAGACGAUGGGUGCCCUACAAAAAGAACAGUCUCACUCAGGUUUUCCGUGGAAACCGAGACAGAAAUUCGCUGAAGGAAAAUUACUUUAGCCAACCAAUCGUAGCUCAGUAUGUGCGAAUCUACCCAAGAACAUGGCAAGGACACAUCUCUCUGAGGGCGGAGUUCUACGUCAGGCCAGCUUCUCGUUAUGUCCUACCUCUGGGUAUGGAGGAUGGCAAGAUUCCUUCCAGAGCCAUCAGAGCUUCAUCACAAUGGAACAGCAACCAUGGUCCAUCACGUGCUCGACUCAACACUGUUCGACGUGGAAGGAAGACAGGAGCAUGGUCCGCUAGAAAGAAUAAUAGACGACAAUGGAUCCAAGUGGACUUUGGAAGAGCAACCAUCAUCAGUAAGAUUCUUACCCAAGGUCGCCAAGAUGCGAACCAGUGGGUCAAGUCAUACACUGUAUCGUACAGCAACAAUGGAAGACGCUUCAGACCCUAUAGAGUAGGAAGAAGAGUAAGGGUGUUCCUUGGUAAUACGGAUAGAAACACGGUUGUUGCUCGUUUCUUGAAGCCUUACAUUACAGCGAGAUUUAUCAGAAUCCAUCCUCGUACCUGGCAAUCACACAUCUCUAUGAGAAUAGAUUUUAGAGGAAGGCGAAAAGGAGUAAGACGCCCAGUACCAUUACGAGCUCUUGGAAUGCAGAGCGGUCGUAUCCGUAACAACCAGAUCCGUGCAUCCUCAAACUGGAACCGUUACCACGGUGCCUUCUUGGCCAGACUAAACAGACGUGCACGAGGAAGAUACCAAGGUGGUUGGUCAGCAAGAUACAACAACCGUAACCAGUAUAUACAGGUGAAAUUCCGUCGCCCCAAAACUAUUACAGCGGUUGCAACACAAGGUCGACAAAACGCCGACCAAUGGGUAAAAGGCUACUACAUCACUUACAGUCUGGAUAACUUACAUUACACUCCAUAUCUAUCGCGUGGUCGAAGAAAGGUAUUCCGUGGAAACAGGAACCGCAACGGAAUAGUUCGACACUUACUGAAACCAAAUAUCAAAGCAAGAAGCAUUCGUAUCCACCCAGUCAGCUGGAGAAGUCAUAUUUCAAUGAGACUUGAACUAUAUGGAAAAAAUGCUGCUACCAGAUCAUUGCCUCUUGGAGUCGAAGAUAGGCGUAUUCCUGACUCAGCUUUAAGCGCCUCGUCCAUGUGGGGCCGCAAGCAUAGACCAGCAAAUGCCAGACUCAACUUAUAUCGACGAGGACAAGCAGGAGCGUGGUGUCCUAGACCUAGCAGAUAUGGUCAAUGGUUACAGAUUGAUAUUGGAAGCCUGGCUCUUGUGACUGGUAUUGCUACCCAGGGAAGACACGACUAUAGUCAAUGGGUGAAAAGAUAUCGACUGAGGUACAGCAAAGAUGGACGAAGAUUCCCAUUCUACGGAGCCGGCAGAAGCAUCUAUAGCUUCCGUGGUAACAGAAAUAGAAAUUCGGUCGUAUACCACCGUUUACGACCCUUCUCCGCUCGCUAUGUACGUUUCUACCCACAAUCCUGGCACAGAAGUAUCGCAAUGAGAGUGGAAGUGUAUGGUCAUCGAUAUAAAAAACCUCGUCUACCUCGCCCUUGUGGUAUUUCCAACAAGCGUUUACCCAACAGAUACAUCACAGCUUCUAGUCAAUGGGACAAAAAUCACGCCCCAUGGCUCGCUCGUCUAAACCUGAAGCGAAGAGGCAAGCACAUGGGUGGAUGGUCUGCCAGGAGAAACAGACGUGGAGAAUGGAUUCAGUUUGACUUGAGAAGGUUUAAAAAGAUCUACAAGAUUGCCACUCAAGGCCGCAGCCACGCUAACCAGUUUGUAAAGAGCUACAUUGUCAAGUACAGUGUGGACGGACGACGCUGGGUGCCCUACAAAGUGAACAGUGUGGUUAAGGUACUCCCUGGUAAUAGAGAUCGAAACACAGUGAAAGUGAACUUAUUUAACCCUCCAAUCAUCGCACGCUUUGUUCGUAUCUACCCAUGGACUUGGCAUGCACAUAUGUCGCUGAGGGCUGAGCUGUAUGGCUUCAACCAACGAGUCAACAGCAUCCCUCUUGGUCUGGAAGAUGGCAAGAUCCCUAACUAUGCCAUCAGAGCCUCCUCACAGUGGGAUGGUAACCAUGCACCAUAUCUUGCUCGUCUUAACAACAUUAGACGAGGAAGGAAGGUUGGUGGAUGGUCUUCCAGAAGAAACCAACGAGGACAAUGGAUUCAGGUUGCUUUAGGAUCAUACACAACCAUCACAGGCAUUCGUACUCAAGGUCGUCAAGAUGCCAACCAGUGGGUCAAAACAUACACUGUAGCUUACAGCAACAAUGGAAAGCGCUUUAAAACAUACAGAGUUCGUAGACGUGUUAGGGUCUUCUUGGGAAAUAGUGACCGAAACACUGUCGUAACUCGUCGACUAAGACCAGCAAUUCGAGCACGUUACAUCAGAAUCUAUCCAAGAACGUGGCAGGGUCACAUGUCCCUGAGAAUGGAUGUACUUGGAAAGCGAAGGCAAGGAGCAAUUAAGCCUCCAGUAUCAUUCCGUGCCCUUGGAAUGCAGAGCGGACGCAUCCGUAACAACCAGAUUCGUGCAUCCUCGAACUGGGACCGUAACCACGGUGCCUUCUUGGCCAGACUAAACAGACGUGCACGAGGAAGAUAUCAAGGUGGAUGGUCAGCAAGACAUAAUAACCGUAACCAGUUUAUACAGGUGAAUUUCCGUCGACCUAAACGAAUCACGGCAGUUGCCACACAAGGUCGCCAGAACGCCAACCAAUGGGUUACCAGAUACUACAUAUCCUAUAGUUUGGAUAAAAUACAUUAUACGUCAUUCAUGUCUGGUGGUCGAAGAAAGAUAUUCACUGCCAACCGUGAUCGUAACACAGUUGUUCGUCGACGAAUACGACCAGCCAUCAGAGCUCUGAGUGUUCGCAUUCACCCUGUCAGCUGGAAAUCUCAUAUUUCCAUGAGACUCGAACUGUACGGAAGGAACGCAGGUAUACAUCGUUUGCCUCUUGGUGUUGAAGACCGUCGUAUUCCAGCACGCGCUUUCAGUGCCUCAUCCAUCUGGGACCCCAACCACAGAGCAUCAAACGCAAGACUCAAUUCUAUUCGACGAGGACGUAGAACAGGAGCGUGGUCUGCUAGACACAAUCGACGUGGACAGUGGCUUCAGGUUGAUAUCGGAAGUCUUGCCCGAGUUACCGGUAUUGCUACUCAAGGACGACAAGACGCAAAUCAAUGGGUGAAAAGCUUCUACGUUACGUAUAGUACAAAUGGAAGACGAUUUAUACCCUACAGGCAUGGAAGACGAACAGUGAUAUUCCGAGGAAAUCGUAACAGGAAUUCCAUAGUAUACAACCGAUUUGUUCGUUCUCUGAGAGCACGUUUUGUACGUGUUUACCCAAGAAGCUGGCAGGGACACAUUUCUAUGAGGUUGGAACUGUAUGGACGAAGAUAUGUUCGUCGUCCUCAUAUAUUCCCAAGUGGUAUUUCCAAUGGCCGUCUACCCAACAAAUACAUCACAGCAUCCAGCCAAUGGGACAGAAACCACGCCCCAUGGCUCGCUCGUCUGAAUCGCAAACGACGGGGACAUCAAGUUGGAGGAUGGUCUGCUCGUAAAAAUAACAAGAGACAAUGGAUUCAGUUUAACUUGGGAUCACCAAAGAAGAUCUACAAGGUUGUAACUCAAGGAAGAAGCGACGCAAACCAAUGGGUUAAAAGCUUUACCAUCCGUUACAGUCAAGAUGGAAGACGUUGGGUGUCCUACAAAAAGAACAGUCUUACCAAGAUCUUUCCCGCAAACCGUGACCGAAACUCACUAAAGGAAAACCUCUUCAGGCCAUCAAUCACAGCUCAGUUUGUACGAAUCUACCCAAGAACAUGGCAUUCACAUAUCUCCCUUAGGGCUGAGUUUUAUGUGGGAAGAGCAUCUCUCAACGAGUUACCUUUGGGUAUUGAGGAUGGAAAGAUUCCUUCUUUGGCAAUAAGAGCUUCAUCGCAAUGGGACCGCAACCAUGGUCCAUCACGCGCUCGACUCAACACUGUUCGACGUGGAAGGAAGACAGGAGCAUGGUCUGCUAGAAGGAAUGAUAGACGACAAUGGAUCCAAGUUGACUUUGGAAAACCAACCAUCAUCAGUAAGAUUCUUACUCAAGGUCGUCAAGAUGCGAACCAGUGGGUCAAGUCAUACACUGUAUCGUACAGCAACAAUGGAAGAAACUUCAGAACGUACAGAGUCCGUCGCCGCGUCAGGGUGUUUUUGGGUAACUCAGGCAGAAACUCUAUAGUGGUCCGUGGCUUGAGGCCUUACAUAAGAGCUCGUUAUAUCAGACUCCAUCCACGCACAUGGCAAUCACACAUCUCUAUGAGAAUAGGAUUCAGAGGAAGACGACCAGGAGGAAUAGUUCGGCCACCACCUCACCGUAAUUCCAGAGCUCUUGGAAUGCAGAGCGGUCGUAUCCGUAACAACCAAAUCCGUGCAUCUUCAAGCUGGGACCGUAACCACGGUGCCUUCUUGGCCAGACUAAACAGACGUGCAAGAGGAAGAUACCAAGGUGGUUGGUCAGCAAGACAUAACAACCGUAACCAGUUUAUACAGGUAACGUUCAGAAGUCCAAAGAAGAUCGUUUCUAUAGCAACACAGGGUCGCCAGAAUGCUGACCAGUGGGUAAAAAAAUACUACAUUACAUACAGUAUGGAUGGUGUGCACUUUGUUCGAUAUUCAAGAGCACCGCGCACCGUUGUGUUCAAUGCCAACCGCAAUCGCAACUCCGUCAAGCGUAACCGAUUUAGUCCUGCCAUAUAUGCAAUAGCUGUUCGUCUUCAUCCAGUUAGCUGGCAUCGCCACAUUUCAUUGAGAAUGGAGUUGUAUGGAAGAAAUGCAAAUCCAAGAUACUUACCUCUUGGAGUUCAAGAUGGCCGUAUUCCUGACUCCGCUAUCACUGCCUCGUCCAUGUGGGACCGCAAACACAGACCAGCAAAUUCCAGGCUCAACUUAUAUCGACGAGGACAAGCAGGAGCAUGGUGUUCUAGACACAACCGACGUGGACAGUGGCUUCAAGUUGAUAUUGGAAGUCUUGCCCGAGUAACCGGUAUUGCUACCCAAGGACGGCAAGACUAUAAUCAGUGGGUGACAAGUUACUAUUUGGUAUAUAGUAGGGAUGGAUCGAGGUUUACAACAUACAGAGUUGGCAAAAGAAGAGCGGUCUUACGAGGCAACAGAAACAGGAACUCCAUAGUCUAUAACAAGCUCCGAAGACCAUUCACGGCUCGUUACGUUCGCAUCUUCCCACAAUCCUGGCAUGGCCACAUGUCUAUGAGAGUCGAGUUGUAUGGUCGCAGAUAUGGUAAACCUCGUCUACCUCGUCCUUGUGGUAUUUCCAAUGGCCGUCUGCCCAACAAAUACAUCACAGCAUCCAGCCAAUGGGACAAAAACCACGCCCCAUGGCUUGCUCGUCUGCAUCGUAAACGACGUGGACGUCAAGUUGGAGGAUGGUCAGCUCGUAGAAAUAACAAGAGACAAUGGAUUCAGUUUAACUUGGGAUCACCAAAGAAGAUCUACAAGGUCGUAACUCAAGGAAGAAGCGAUGCGAACCAAUGGGUGACAAGCUUUGUUGUCUUAUACAGUCAAGAUGGAAGGCGAUGGACAACUUACACAUCAAAAGGAAGAACAAAGGUCUUCCGAGGCAACAGAGAUCGCAACACCCUGAAAGAAAAUGUUUUCAAUCCUCCGAUUACAGCUACUUAUGUAAAAAUCAACCCAAGGACAUGGCGCGGUCACAUUUCACUAAGAGCAGAAUUUUAUGCUACCAAAGCAUCUUCAAACCAAGUUCCAAUUGGUGUCGAGGAUGGCAAGAUUCCUAACUCUGCCUUCAGUGCAUCAUCUCGAUGGGAUCGUUACCAUGGACCUCAUCUUGCCCGACUUAACAACGUAAGACGAGGACGAAAUGUUGGUGGAUGGUCUGCCAGGAAAAACAACAGACGACAAUGGAUUCAAGUUGACAUCGGAAGGAGGACGAUCAUCAGUAAGAUUCUUACUCAGGGUCGUCAAGAUGCGAACCAGUGGGUCAAGUCAUACACUGUGGCUUACAGCAACAAUGGAAGGCGCUUCACGACAUACAGAGCCCGCGGACGUGUCAGGGUAUUCCUUGGAAAUAGUGAUAGAAACACCAUCGUUGUUCGUAGACUGCGCCCCGUUAUCCGAGCUCGUUUCGUGAGGAUCAUUCCAAGAACAUGGCACGCGCAUAUCUCACUCAGAUUUGGAUUAAGGGGAAGACGACCAACUGGCAAACCAAUAGUCAGACCUCCAGGAAGACCCAUAGUAAGACCCACAAGAAGACCAACAAGGCGACCAGUUUACUCCAAGCUCCGUCACUGUCCAGUUACUCUGGAUCUUGGUUUCCUUAUCGAUGGAUCAAGCACCGUUGGACGACGAAACUUCCACUUGGUGAAACUCUUCCUCAGGAAAAUCGCAAGCACUUUUACCAUCACAAAACACCAAACACACGUUGGUCUUGUAACCUACUCCAACAGAGCUGAUGUAGCUAUGAGAAUGUAUUUUUCCGCAACGAGCCUGACUACAUCCAGCGUACAUUGGUGGUUGUGACAUCAGGACGCCCUGAUAGACGUUACUUUAGACGAAUACGUCGAAUAACACGCACCAUGGAGAGAAGGAAGGUCAAGAUCUUUAUCAUAAGACUUGGAUCAUACAGAAGAGGUUCAUUGCUUGGAAUGACGUACAAGGAUAAGAAUGCCUAUUACGUUCGCUCUUUCAACCAACUCCUUGCUCGUUCUGGAGACAUAGCCCGAGCUAUUUGCCAGCAACAGAAAAAGGAGAAAGACAUCUACAAGUUCAAAAGAAUGAUCUUGGAGAAGCCUCCUGUCAUCGUCAAAGCACAAGAAAAAGAAAAAGAAUCAGUACAUGCCUAGAGGAUUAAGAGAAAUCACCAUAUUUAAUGAACAAGAAUGAGAACGAAACCAUUAUAUGAAAGAGAUUUAUUAUUCAUUUUAGCGUAAAUGAUCAAAAAUUUAGAAGAAUUAGGCCUAGGGCAAACGUCGAACUUUCCAUGCACCGAACUCAUUAAAAACAAUGGAUAUCAGGUGAUAAUGAGACGGCAUUCUUUGAUGUAAUUAAGUUCCGUGCAUGGAAAGGUCGACGUUUGCCCUAGGCCUUAAAUGGUUAAGUUAAGACACUAUUUUCUUGGCUCUCAUAGAGCUUUUUUCUGAUUGAUCUAACUUCUCUAAUAUUUAGAAUUAAUCUGUAAAUUAGUAAUGUAGUCUGAGUAGCACUAAUAAAGUUCAAUGAACAUUUAA
Actinia tenebrosa (Australian red waratah sea anemone) is the source of this 18977-nucleotide messenger RNA. RefSeq lists its product as uncharacterized. The record is from RefSeq and is a predicted model, not a curated record. NCBI's taxonomy places the organism in Eukaryota, Metazoa, Cnidaria, Anthozoa, Actiniaria, Actiniidae.